Mercenaria mercenaria is the source of this 5379-nucleotide messenger RNA. Its product is annotated as protein YIPF3-like. The record is from RefSeq and is a predicted model, not a curated record. The coding region runs from base 112 to 1209 and encodes 365 amino acids. Gene Ontology annotation, cellular component: Golgi apparatus. NCBI's taxonomy places the organism in Eukaryota, Metazoa, Mollusca, Bivalvia, Venerida, Veneridae. The transcript has 11 exons.
CUUUAUUUGCUAUCCUCAUUUAAGACUUUUGUGAUAAUAAGUUUAUAAAAUUUACAUUUUUAUUUCUGUGUAAAGAACUAUCCUUUAAGGUCAAUAACAACAACAACAAGGAUGGCUGACACGUCUCAAAAUUGGCAAACACAGCAGACAGCUGUAUUGGAUAUGAAUGACAUGGACACAGGGGGAAGUGAUCACUCGGAUUAUGAAACAAAUUUUACAGACUCUAAAUCAGGACCCAAAGAAGAGCGAGGUCAGGGACCAGGUGGGACCUACAUGGAUGCCAUGAAACAAAGAUUUCAGGAAAAUGUCACCAGUAUGAUGUGGCAGUCAGGAAAGCAGAAGGCAACAAAAGCAUGGAACGUAUAUGGGAACAUAGACUUCCUGAGACCGUACUUCAAUGUUGAACCACAUGAGGUCAGGUCUAGGUUGCUGAAUUCAUUCAUUCCACAACGUCCAACAGAACAGAGACAGAAGGUACAUAGAGAACUAUAUGGACCUAUGAUGAUCAUAUUUACUCUGAUUGCACUCCUGCUGUUCCAGAUGAAAACUGCAGAGCAUAGAGUGGAGGAAGGUACAUUGAUGGGUACAGCGUUUGGAGUAUGUUUUACAUACUGGCUUGGUGCCUCAGGUUUGGUUUGGGUUCUCACGUACGUCUGUAAUACUCAUCUCACAUUGAUACAGAUCUUAUCUAUGAUGGGCUAUGGUUUGGGCAGCCAUUGUGUUGUAAUAUUCCUAGGAACUAUGAUACAUACAUCACAUGAUCAUCUUUUCUUCUAUGCUCUGUGGGCCAUUGUUUGUGGUCUCUCCACCCUCAGAAUGGUAUCUAUAAUCCUGUCACGGACACACGGACAGACGCAGAGGAUGAUUGUAUGUGGAGCCGUGGCAGCCUUAAAUCUCUUGUUUUUGUUGUAUCUUCAUUUUGCGUAUCAUCAGAUUGUUGAAGAUUUAUCUGAAGUGUUUGUGUCACAUACAAAUCCUGUACCAGUGGAUAAAGCAGAGAAUAUACUUACAAAGGGAGCUAACCCACCUGUUGUGGCUUCAGAAUUGGCCCACCAGGCUAAAAAGGUUAUUAAACCAAUGGCAGACACUGUUGUAAAAUCAGUAAACAAAACAGUAGGCGGUGCUGUAAAACAUUUAGCCAAUCAGAGCGGUCCUCUCUUGAAUGCUCUCAAAGAUGGUGCCAAAUUAUCCAAUGAAAAACCAGUUUAGAGCUGCUUAAUAUCUUGAGAUUGAAAUCCUGCAGAUGGCAGACAUCAACAGAACCAUUACAUGGAUUAUCAGCAAGGAAGUUACUGUCAGUCAGUUUAUCUAUCUGUCACACAUAGUGGAAUGUGUAAUUACAUGUUGGGACAGAUACUCAUGUGUCAUGAUACCUUCAUUUAAUUGAGUUACACUGGGACUUCUCUUUAAGAGAAACGAUAUUCUUGAAAUAGGAAAUGAACAGAUUAUAAUUAUGUUGCUGUGUGUUCAUGAGGGUAACUUUGUUUUUGAUAAACAAUAUCUAUUUUCUGAAAUUUCAUUAUUUAUUGACUGCUUUACUAGUGAACUCGUAGUGGUCUAUCGAUGAAAGUUCCAGUCAGGAAUGAAGGGGUGGUAAUGAAUAUUGUUACCCAGCUGCAUCUGUUGCUGUAGUUAUGAAAUGAUACAUGCUAAUUCAGAUCUCUUUCUAAAAGUUACACAGUUUAGUAGAAUAUAUUACCAUGUAAGGGACUGUGUACCAUCUUAGGAUAACUCUACAUCGUGAACUAAGCAGCCAGGUAACUCCCACUGUUAGUUGGAAAAGUGAUCUGUUAUGAUUCUUAGUGUAGAAGUAAGUCAGUAAUGCACUAACAACACAUUAAUAGAAACUAAAGCUUGUGAUGGAGAUCUCCAGUGAUGAGGGACCCCCUCCCCACCCCAGUGAACCUUACCUGUAUGUUGGAUAAUAUGUUUUCAGCUUCAUGUGAUUCCAAAGAAAAAUCAUAGUUUUAUUAAACAAAUGCACAGUUAUACUUAUAGUGAUGUUUCAUUUUAAUCUGUUACUCAUUAAGGGACUAACCCACACAUUUAAGGGGAAAAAUGAUUUACCUAACAAAUCCAUAAUAAGUGAGUACAUGUACUCUGAAAAUGGCUAGUGGUACAAACUUCUAGACAUAAGAUUUAUCUUAUAAAUAACCAGAAAUAUUGUGCAUCAGGUAGACUAGUAAACCAUUGCAAUGCUUUUAAAAUAAUGAAGAAAAAUUACAUUUUUCUUGCCUUUUACCCAUAUCUAACUUUUAUUUUUAGCCACUUUAUCAUUUUCCACUGGCAUAUACACAUUAUGUACCAAACUUGGUGGAAAUGAACAUGUGAAAAAAUUCACCCAAACUAUGAGCAAGUAGCUUUAAUAGUUUGUGUAUUCUUAUAUUUUAUAUAAACUUUCUCUCUGGAAGGGGUACUUGUUAUUAACCAGGUUUUCAACGAAAACCUGAGUUAUUAGAUUGGGGUAUGUCGUUGGUCGGGCGGGUGGAUGGGAGGGCGGCGGCGUCAAACUGGUGUUUCCGGUCAAUAACUUUUGUUUCGGUAAAGAUAUUUGAAUAAAACUUGGUAUGUAUGUAGCUUAUAUCAAGACAAAGGCUGGGAUUGAUUUUGGGGUUUCCGGGGUCAAGUUCAAGGUCACUGUUACUUAAAAUAGAAAAAGGGUUUCCGGUCAAUAACUUUUGUUUCGGUAAAGAUAUUUGAAUAAAACUUGGUAUGUAUGUAGCUUAUAUCAAGACAAAGGCUGGGAUUGAUUAUGGGGUUUCUGGGAUCAAGGUCAAGGUCACUGUUACUUAAAAUAGAAAAAGGGUUUCCGGUCAAUAACUUAACUUAGGAAUGAGCUAUCAUGAUGAAACUUGGUGUAUAGAAAACUUAUAUAAAGUUGUAGCUUGGGAUUGAUUUUGGGGUUUCUGGGAUCAAGGUCAAGGUCAUUGUUACUAAAAAUAGGGUUAGGUUAGGGUUAGGGUUGUGCUUUAAAGUGGUGCACUGUGAUUCAGUAUACUUCUUUAGCUCACCUGUCACAAAGUGACAAGGUGAGCUUUUGUGAUCGUGCGGUGUCCGUCGUCCGUCCGUAAACUUUUGCUUGUGACCACUCUAGAGGUCACAUUUUUCAUGGGAUCUUUAUGAAAGUUGGUCAGAAUGUUCAUCUUGAUGAUAUCUAGGUCAAGUUCGAAACUGGGUCACGUGCCUUCGAAAACUAGGUCAGUAGGUCUAAAAAUAGAAAAACCUUGUGACUUCUCUAGAGGCCAUAUAUUUCACAAGAUCUUCAUGAAAAUUGGUCAGAAUGUUCAUCUUGAUGAUAUCUAGGUCAAGUUCGAAACUGGGUCAAGUGCCAUCAAAAACUAGGUCAGUAGGUCUAAAAAUAGAAAAACCUUGUGACCUCUCUAGAGGCCAUAUAUUUCACAAGAUCUUCAUGAAAAUUAGUCAGAACGUUCACCUUGAUGAUAUCUAGGUCAAGUUUGAAACUGGAUCACGUGCCAUCUAAAACUAGGUCAGUAGGUCAAAUAAUAGAAAAACCUUGUGACCUCUCUAAAGGCCAUAUUUUUCAUGGGAUCUGUAUGAAGGUUGGUCUGAAUGUUCAUCUUGAUGAUAUCUAGGUCAAGUUCGAAACUGGGUCACGUGCGGUCAAAAACUAGGUCAGUAGUUCUAAAAAUAGAUAAACCUUGUGACCUCUCUAGAGGCCAUAUAUUUCAUGAGAUCUUCAUGAAAAUUGGUCAGAAUGUUCACCUUGAUGAUAUCUAGGUCAAGUUCGAAAGUGGGUCAUGUGCCUUCAAAAACUAGGUCAGUAGGUCAAAUAAUAGAAAAACCUUGUGACCUCUCUAGAGGCCAUAAUAUUCAUGGGAUCUGUAUGAAAGUUGGUCUGAAUGUUCAUCUUGAUGAUCUCUAGGUCAAGUUCGAAAGUGGGUCACGUGCCGCCAAAAACUAGGUCAGUAGGUCAAAUAAUAGAAAAACCUUGUGACUUCUCUAAAGGCCAUAUUAUUCAUGGGAUCUGUAUGAAAAUUGGUCUGAAUGUUUAUCUUGAUAAUAUCUAGGUCAAGUUCGAAACUGGGUCAUGUGCGGUCAAAAACUAGGUCAGUAGGUCUAAAAAUAGAAAAACCUUGUGACCUCUCUAGAGGCCAUACUUGUGAAUGGAUCUCCAUAAAAAAUGGUCAGAAUGUUCACCUAGAAGAUAUUUAGGUCAAGUUUGAAACUGGAUCACGUGCCUUACAAAACUAGGUCAGUAGGUCAAAUAAUAAAAAAAACUUGUGACCUCUGUAGAGGCCAUACUUUUCAUGGGAACUGUAUGAAAGUUGGUCUGAAUGUUUAUCUUGAUGAUAUCUGGGUCAGAUUUGAAACUGGGUCAACUGUGGUCAAAAACUAGGUCAGUAGGUCUAAAAUUAUUAAAAUCUUUUGACCUGUCUAGAGGCCAUAUUUUUCAAUGGAUCUUCAUGAAAAUUGGUCAGAACUUUUAUCUUGAUAAUAUCUAGGUCAAGUUCAAAACUGGGUCACAUGAGCUCAAAAACUAGGUCACUAUGUCAAAUAAUAGAAAAAACGACGUCCUACUCAAAACUGGGUCUUGUGGGAAGAGGUGAGCGAUUCAGGACCAUCAUGGUCCUCUUGUUAUUCUUAUGAGAAGUGUUGAAAACCUGGUUUCGUGGCAUUGCCGCGUUUCUUGUUCAUCUUUUUACUUGCAAGGCAACAUGCAGAUUGCUGUGCAUGGUGAGAUUUUGAAUCGCCAGAGCAAUAUUGUGUCAUGUGCAUGACUUCCAUCUCUAGCUUAAAGGUCAAGGUCACACUUGGAGGUCAGUAUUUUAGGUUCUUUUUCUUGUCUGGUUGAUAAUGCCUUUACAUAUGGAUGGAUAUUCAAAUAACUUAAUGGCAUAAGCAUUUGCAACAAAGAAGGGAAAUGUCCCUUGCAAGUCCUUGAAAGGUGUGGAAAAUGUGUCAAGCGUACAUAGUGAUAAUUCUAAGUACCUUGACCACCCAAGCAAGACAAAGGACAUACAUGUACACUUCUGUGCCUUAGAAUUACAUACAUUGUGACAUGGGCAUUUUUGUCUACACAUUACUUCAAAAUAAACAUAGCUUGGGCAUUUUUGUCAACACAUUUCUGGAGAAAAGUUUUCGUUAUAUUAUUUAAAAGACUUUAAUAAAGCAUACUGAGGGACUUCUCAUAUAGUAGAAAUCUGUAGUUGCCUGGUUUAAAGAAUAUUAUUUGCCAUUUUUGGGAGCAUAGAAUCUGAUGUGUACAUUUUAUGAUACCUUUAGUCACUGUGAUAUUUGUUGUUUGAAUGAUUGUAUACUAUGUCAGCUGAAAUUUCAAGCCAUGAAUUUGCAUAGUGUAUAUUUAACAAAUACAUAAAUUAUGCACUUGCUUUAUCUGAUUAAACAUUUAUAUAUGUG